AUGAGAGUUCCUAAAGUAGGGGUUUCUCAAUGGCUGGAACAAAUAAAGAACACACAAAAUCAAGGAGAAGAACAAGGCAUAGUUUUUAAUGUCCAUCCAUACAUCUUCACUAUACCAGAGCCCCUACGAAUUGAAAGGCCAGACGCUUAUAUGCCACAGGUAGUUUCUCUCGGACCUUACCAUCAUCUUAAACUUGAACUGUUUGAGUCUGAAAGAUAUAAAUCUAAGCUUACUAUUCAAGUAGAAAAGGCGGCAAAGGGAGGGACUUUUGAGGAUUUGGUUAGAGAUCUGACUAGCAUUGGAGGGGAGAUAAGGAAAUGCUAUAAUAAUCGGAUUGAGUGUGAUGAUGAAGUGUUAGGGUGGAUGAUGGCCCGAGAUGCUGUGUUUAUUCUGGAGUUUAUUGGCUGUUAUGAUCAAUAUGAAAGCCCUAGAGUUCAACACUCAAACCCUUAUUUUCAGAACAUGGAAGCUAUUUUUCAUCCACAAAGGAAGAGCCCUUUGUUCUUCCCACUUCAGGCUGACAUUUUUAAACUGGAGAACCAAAUCCCACUUUUCAUUUUGAAAAAAGUUUUGGAAUGGCAGACUGGCUCAGAAACUCAAGCUUUAAACAGGCUUACUAUGACAAUCUCAAGUGCCUGUAAAAAGUUCUCUCCUUUCAAGCAUGUUGGAGAUUCUCCUCGUUCUUCUACACGAGAAUGCUACAUUGAUUUGGUUGAUGAAAGGUAUAUACUGGAAUGCCUUUAUAAUUUCAUCGUGCCCAACACAAAUCCUGCUCAUACUAGUAUCUCCAUUGGAGAUGAUCUGGAUCACAAUGAAAUUGUACCCAGGAGCGCUGCUUUUAAGUUUCUUCAUCAGAUGACAUCAAGAUUUAGGGUUUUUUUGUCUCAAAAAUCACGCAAAGCUGACAUAAAUCUCCCUUCAGCAGCAGAAUUACACAGGAGAGGGGUGAAAUUUUGUCCUUUCACAUGGGCGCCCGAAGAGAUAAGGUUUGAUAGAUCCAGCUCUACACUGUUCCUUCCUUGUAUAGAGAUGGAUUACAGAACAGAUGUUUUCUUGAGGAAUAUAGUGGCACUGGAAGCAUUCAUGAAGUGGAAAACUAGAGUGUUUACUUGCUAUGCAGAUCUGAUGGACAGAUUGGUGGACACUCCUAAUGAUGUUGCAGUACUGAAGAAAUAUGGUAUCAUCCAUAGUAGUUUAGGAAGUGAUAAAGAGAUAAGCAUUCUAUGGAAUGGCAUCCGCAGAUCAAUAUGGAGGAGCCCAUAUGAUCCCAUCGACAAUACAAUCAAGGCUGUAAAUGAAUAUUACAGAAGUAGGUAUGUAGUUUUAUUUGGUGAGUUCUUGCAGGAACAUUUCUCAAAGCCAUGGCGAGCUGCAUCAGUGAUAGGAGCCUGCAUUCUAGUCAUUCUGAGUUUCCUACAGACGUUAUUUUCAUAUUUUGAACUUCACCAGAAAUGUGAACAAAAGUGCACAUAAAUUCUCGUUGCAGUAUUCCAUUGUGGCUUCAAUUCCUACAUUCUAUAAUGUAUUCCCAGUUGUGAGUUGAAGACCUAUCCAGUCGCUUUUGUCUAUGCACUUCAAUUAGAAUAAACAUGAUCAAAAGUACAUUCUUAGACGUUGCCAUUUCCACCCUGCUCGUUAGUUCAGAUUUGAUAUAGUUUUGAUGAGAUAAAAAAGCUGUUUUAUUAGAUUACCCAAGCUUCCUACAUAGUUUGCUGGAAUCCUAUACUAAUGAGAAUGUAUUCAAUACCCAUCAAAGGCGGGUCAAGGGGACAUGGCAACAAUAAUGUCUAUUAGGGUUAUUGUACUAGUUCU
Molecule: messenger RNA, 1812 nt
Organism: Cryptomeria japonica (Japanese cedar)
Lineage: Eukaryota; Viridiplantae; Streptophyta; Pinopsida; Cupressales; Cupressaceae
Product: putative UPF0481 protein At3g02645
Exons: 1
Coding region: 1-1473 (490 amino acids)
Source: RefSeq, a predicted model, not a curated record